AUGCUUUCCAACAGCUCCCGUCUCUUCCGCGCUCGACUAUCCCCAUACACCAGGCAAAAGGUCAAUCUUCCUGGCAUGUACAAUGGGCGCCUCUCCACACUCACCCACCAUGCCUAUUCCUCAACACAAUUGAAGAGCCGCCGGUCCCCCACUGGUGCCUUAUCCAACAAUGCCCUGCGAACAACACAGAUCCAAGUCCGACACAGCUCGCAAUCGCAAUCGCCCGCAACACUACCAGUUGAGGCAGACAGCGCGGAGAAGAACCCAGCCACACACUAUAUUCCGCCAAAGACCGGCUUGAUCGCAUCAUUGCCAAGUUCAUGGAUCCCUUAUGCGGAGUUGGUGCGACUGGAUAAGCCCACGGGCACAUACUAUCUUUUCUUCCCAACGCUCUUUUCCACCCUCCUCGCGGCGCCAAUGGCAGGUGUGGCGCCGCUUCAUGUUCUGGGCACAGCAGCACUUUUCUUCUCUGGUGCGCUGAUUAUGCGCGGUGCUGGUUGCGCGAUCAACGACCUGUGGGACCGAAACCUGGAUCCUCACGUCGAACGCACCAAGUUCCGCCCCAUUGCCCGGGGCGCCUUGUCGCCGCAGAAAGCAGUGCUCUUUACAGGAUCGCAACUGUUUGCUGGCUUGGGUGUUCUCCUUUCAUUCCCUACUCAGUGUCUUUGGUAUGGCAUUCCUAGUUUGCCCAUCGUGGUCGCCUAUCCGCUUGCCAAGCGUGUGACCAACUACCCCCAGGCAGUCUUGGGCCUUGCCUUUUCAUGGGGAGCGAUCAUGGGAUUUCCGGCGUUGGGAGUGGAUCUACUUGCCAAUCACGAUGCCAUGAUGGCUGCAGGAGCUCUUUAUUCCAGUUGCAUUGCUUGGACAGUUCUGUACGAUAUGAUCUAUGCGCACAUGGACAUCAAGGAUGACGUCAAGGCUGGGAUCAAGUCGAUUGCUCUCCGCCACGAGCACAAUACCAAGGCUGUCCUAAGUGGCUUGGCAGUGACUCAGGUCUCCCUCCUCGCGGCUGCAGGAGUUGCUGCCGGUUGCGGACCUGUCUUCUUCGUGGGCAGCUGUGGUAGUGCUGUUUUGACCCUUGGUCUCAUGAUCUGGAGGGUUCAGUUGAAGAGUGUCCGUAACUGCUGGUGGUGGUUCAAAAACGGAUGUCUACUGACCGGUGGAGGAAUCUCCUUGGGAUUGCUCGCAGAAUACGCGGCGCAAUACCUUGGUUUGUACAAGAAGACGGAGUUGGAGCCUGUGAUGGCCGAGUCCGCACACUAA
Messenger RNA from Penicillium paradoxum, 1263 nucleotides. RefSeq names its product putative para-hydroxybenzoate-polyprenyltransferase Coq2. Gene Ontology annotation, cellular component: mitochondrial inner membrane. Gene Ontology annotation, molecular function: 4-hydroxybenzoate polyprenyltransferase activity. The transcript has a single exon. The record is from RefSeq and is a predicted model, not a curated record. NCBI's taxonomy places the organism in Eukaryota, Fungi, Ascomycota, Eurotiomycetes, Eurotiales, Aspergillaceae. Bases 1 to 1263 code for a protein of 420 amino acids. Gene Ontology annotation, biological process: ubiquinone biosynthetic process.